Serendipita indica DSM 11827 is the source of this 1620-nucleotide messenger RNA. The record is from the annotation of a GenBank genome assembly. NCBI's taxonomy places the organism in Eukaryota, Fungi, Basidiomycota, Agaricomycetes, Sebacinales, Serendipitaceae.
AUGCCUGGUGGAGGUGCUGCAGUCUCCGCGUCUGGAAUGCAACGCGGCCAAAAGUCGCAUGUUGUUGGCAUUCUAAUGGCCUCGUUUGCCGCCUUUGGAGGAAUCCUAUUCGGAUAUGAUACUGGUGUCAUCUCUGGCAUCAAAGAAAUGAACUUUUGGCUCAAGACAUUUGGCUACGAGACAUCUCCAGGAAGCGGAGAGUACACCAUUUCGACUCCCAAUGAAUCCCUCAUCGUCUCCAUCUUGUCCCUCGGCACCUUUUUCGGUGCUCUCUUUGCUGCUCCAAUGGCAGAUCUUAUGGGUCGUCGCUGGGGUAUCAUUGCUGCCUCUAUGAUCGUCUUCAGCGCCGGUGUAGCCAUGCAAACCGCUGCCACUGCAGUCCCGCUCUUUGUUGCCGGUCGUGUGUUUGCUGGUCUCGGUGUCGGUAUGAUCUCGUGCUUGGUCCCCAUGUACCAGGCAGAGUCGUCUCCCAAGUGGAUCCGAGGUGCCGUCGUCUCGUGCUACCAGUGGGCCAUUACGAUUGGUCUCCUCCUCGCUGCCUGCGUCAACCAGGCUACAAAGGACCGCAACGAUUUUGGCUCGUACCGUAUCCCUAUUGCUAUCCAGUUUGUCUGGGCCGGCGUCUUGUCCAUUGGCAUGUUCCUCCUCCCCGAAUCGCCUCGUUACCUCGUCAAGCGUCACCGCUUUGACGAUGCCGCUCGCUCGCUCUCCCGCCUCCUCGGUGUACCCACAGAACACCAGGACGUCCAACUCGAGCUCGAGGACAUCAAGGCAAACUUGCGCAUGGAAGAAGAAGUCGGACAAUCCUCUUACCUCGAUUGCUUCAAGAUGGGCCCCAACAAGAUUCUCUUCCGUACCCUCACCGGUAUCUUCCUCCAGGCCUGGCAACAGCUCACCGGUAUCAAUUUCAUCUUCUACUACGGUACUACCUUCUUCAAAAACUCGGGUAUUGCCGAUCCAUUCCUCAUCACCAUUGCCACCAACGUUGUCAACGUCUGCAUGACCAUUCCAGCCUUUUGGGCCGUUGACCAUGUCGGUCGUCGUCGUCUCCUCCUCAUUGGUGCCGCUGGUAUGCUCGUCUGCGAGUACCUCGUCGCUAUCAUUGGUGUCACCAUCUCCGUCUCCAACCAAGCCGGUCAAAAGGUCCUCGUCGCCUUUGUCUGCAUCUACAUUGCCUUUUUCGCCUCUACAUGGGGUCCGAUCGCUUGGGUCGUCACCUCGGAGAUUUUCCCACUCGCUAUUCGCGCAAAGGCCAUGUCCAUGACCACUGCCUCGAACUGGCUCUGGAACUUUGGAAUCGGAUAUGCAACUCCAUACCUCGUCAAUGAAGGCUAUGCAAACCUCCAGGCAAAGGUCUUCUUCAUUUGGGGAUCUACUUGCGUCGGAUGCCUCGUCUUCACCUACUUCUGCAUCCCCGAAACCAAGGGAUUGUCUCUCGAACAAAUCGACAUUCUCUACCAGAACACCACGCCCAUCAAGUCGGUCGCCUACCGCAACCAGCUCAUCGCUCACGACGUUCACGUCGCCGAUACCGACGCCAUUCACCGUGUCAAUACCGAUCUUGGUGUUGAAAAGGGUGUCCACGAAAAGGGCGAGACCUCAAACGAGGAGCGUGUCUAG